AUGGCGCAUCGGGCCGUGCACCGCAUCGACGUGGACCCCUCCGGCGCCCUUGUCUUGUGCUAUGAUGCCGAGGGCAUCGCGGACAGGCAGAGCACAGUGAUCAAGGUCCCCGUUGCCGAGCUCCAUGGCCAGAACCUGGAAGCCUUGGCAAACACCGUGCUCCUCCGUGUCCCAGACGGUUUGCAUGUCUCUGUGGAUGCUCUGUGCAUGGCACUCGGUGAGCUUCGUGCGGCCUGUGCCGGGGAGGCGGGGGAGGCCGCGCCUGUGACGUCGCCAGCAGACUCGGCAGCACCGCCACCAAGGGCUGAAGCAGCUGCAGUGGCCGAAGCCCCGCCGUCUGACGAAGGUUCCAAUGCUCUCUGGGUCCGCGCCAUGGAUGGCACGCGCUAUGGGCCCUUCAAUGUUGUGGCAUUGCGGUCGGCUCGGAAGCUGAAGCUCCAGCUUGCGGAGCGCCUGCAGAUUUCCCCCAUGGGAAUCGCAUUGCUGGAUUCUGCGCGGCCUGUGCCCGAUGAGGCAGAUCUCCAAGCGCUGGGCUCGACGGAGCUGCAGCUCUUGCGGCUGAGCACUCGCCCAGCCAUUGUGGUGGCUCGGGUGAGGCCGAUGAACCGGCGGGAGCUGCAGGCAGACGAGACUGUGGCUGUGGCGGUUGUUGACGAGGAGCCCGGUCGGCAGGCACCGCUUCGCGUGACAGAUGCCAAAGGCAAAGAGCACCUCUUCACGUUCGACUACACCUUCCCCCCAAGCACCCUGCAGAAGGAGGUUUGCCAGGCCGUCGCCCCCGCGGUCGAGGAUGCCUUGGAAGGCAUCAGCUCAACAUUUGUGACCUAUGGUGCCCGUGGCGCAGGCAAAAGCUUCACCCUACGGGGUUCUCUCCAGCUUUCGGGGGAGCCUGGACCGGGGUGGAUUCUGGAUUUCAGUGACCGCCUUUUGGCCAAGCUGCAGGAGGGCGCUUCUCCUUACUUGGUCGGCGUGUCCAUGCUGAGCGCAUAUCACGAGGAGUUGACGGAUUUGCUCGUGGCGGGCCGCGAAAAGCUGCGAGUCCGCCGGGGCGCCGACGGGGUGGAAGUUCCAGACCUUUCUUGGCACGUCGCUGAGUCGACAGAGGAGAUUUUAGAGCUUCUUCAAGCAGGUCUCAAUUCCAUCCAGGUGGCAUGCACAAACAUGGAGAUCGAAAGCGGUGAGGUGACUUCCAUCUUCCAACUUCACAUCUCGCGUUGGGCAGGCGAGCAAGUCGCGUCUGCCACGAUCCGUUUCGUGGACUCGGCGAACUCGGACCGGCCGACGAACCCUGCGCGGAGGAGCAAAUACCUGGAAGCCCUGCGAGAAGUGGUGGACGCCUGUGGAAGGCCAACUGGGUUUAUCCCCUACCGCUUCUCGAAGCUGACGCAGCUGCUGCAGCCGGCCCUGUGCGGGCCUACACCUCUGGUGCUGCUUGCUGCCUGCAGCCCUGCCCAGUCUGAUGUGGACGAGACGCUGCGCACCCUUCAGUUCGCUAGCAAGGUGCAAAAGGUGACCAACUUUCCGAAGCAGAAUCUGUUGCCGGCAGAGGACUUCGAGAGAUUGGCGACUGCAGCGGGCGGCGAUGCCUGGAUCAGUGCGGUGGCAGCGUUCGUUCGGCGUGGGGGGUGA
This is a messenger RNA of Symbiodinium natans, 1629 nucleotides long. NCBI's taxonomy places the organism in Eukaryota, Dinophyceae, Suessiales, Symbiodiniaceae. The record is from the annotation of a GenBank genome assembly.